Acanthoscelides obtectus is the source of this 2213-nucleotide messenger RNA. The record is from the annotation of a GenBank genome assembly. Lineage: Eukaryota; Metazoa; Arthropoda; Insecta; Coleoptera; Chrysomelidae.
AUCUGACUCUCUGGACAGCCCAUCACUAAUUAGAUAGUGCUUUUUAAUUUUCAACGGCUGGUAGAACUGUGUUUGACUUUUCCGCCUUCUCCGUCUCCGUGUCUUUUCUUUCCUCACGACUCCUCCUUUGUUUUUUGCCCCUUCUCUUUCGCUUUCUUUUAGGCUAGUCUCUUAUGUGUUUUGUGGGCUAGUGUGCGGUUGAAGUGUUGUGACUUGUGAUUGUUGUCUUGUUUUUUUAAAUUUGUACUCCAACUACUGCGUAUUCGGAGAUGGAAUUGGUGGCUACCAUCGGGAACCGAGAAAUAAAGUAUAAUUUAUAUGGUAAAAUCCGAAAAUCCUGAAAUAUUUAUGACAGAAAUUAGUGUACUGCCAGCAACAGAGUCAUGGACGAUGGAGAAAAUAGCAGUUCAUUGGAAAGCAAUAUAAAAAGAUGCAGAAUACUCAGGAGAAAAUCAGAUCAGUCCUCAAAAAAAGUAUGUGCAAGAGAAGAAAAGAAUGCUUCUAUCAAAAAGGUUACUUCCAUCCUUCAAAAGCAAGAGAAUGAGAGAUCUGUUGAGGAAAUUCAAAUACUCCUAGAAUGCCAAGAUGCUGUAGGCAAGGUACAAGAAAGAUGGAAGAGAAGAGAAGCUGCUAAAAGAAGACUAGAAGAAUUUGAGGAUCCUAAGGAUGUCCUGAAUGAAAAAUGUCAGAUUCUUGCUCAAGCAAUUGCACAGUCUCAGCAUCUUAUAUUUUAUACUGGAGCUGGGAUAAGUACAGCAGCUAAAAUACCAGAUUAUAGAGGGCCUAAUGGAAUUUGGACACGGUUGCAGCAGGGAAAAGAUAUAGGCAACCAUGACCUGAGCCUUGCAAAACCAACCUACACUCACAUGGCUCUGUCUGAGCUAUACCGCAAGAAAAUAUUAAAAUUUGUCGUGUCCCAAAACUGCGAUGGCCUUCAUCUGCGAUCUGGUUUGCCGCGAUCUGCUCUGUCCGAACUCCAUGGCAAUAUGUACAUCGAGGUUUGCAAAAAUUGCAAGCCACACAAACAGUAUUGGAGGCUGUUCGACGUCACCGAGAAUACGGCAAGAUAUUCGCAUAGAACAUCACGCCGUUGUUACGCAUGCAAUAAUCCCCUAGAGGACACAAUCGUUCAUUUUGGCGAACGCGGACGACUGAGUUGGCCUCUAAAUUGGACAGGGGCUGUACAUCAUGCAAACGUUGCAUCGACAAUCAUCUGUCUCGGUUCUAGUCUGAAAGUGUUGAAAAAAUACCCAUGGUUGUGGCAGAUGGACAAACCGGUGAAGAAACGGCCUAAUUUGUACAUCGUCAAUUUGCAGUGGACGCCUAAAGAUGACGUGGCUAAUAUGAAGUUGCAUGGCAGGUGUGAUAUGGUCAUGAAGAAAGUGAUGGAUCUCUUGGGUAUCUCCGUGCCACCAUAUCAAAAUCAUCUGGACCCAAUUUACCAGCAUGCCACCGAACUGAACGAAAUGGAAAUGCAUACUACAACUCAACCAUUUUUAAAGGCAUCAAGUGAAGGUAUCAAAGAAGAAAAGUCGGAAUCUGAAGUACAAACAGAAAUGAAAGACUUUGUAAAUGAUGCACCCCUUGAUAUCAAGGAUGACCUGUUAAACUGUGAUAGUAGUGAUAAGAGUAAUUCAUGUCUUCCUGAGCAGGAGAUGUACGCAGAAAUAGACCUUUUCAAUUCUGAUUUUCCCAUAAUUUUUAGUGAUUACUCAGAAUUAUUUUUGUAUCCCUAUCAAACAAGUUUUUUGUAUUCUGGACUGCAUAGUAUCAUUAAUCCUGUGCAGGUUUUCACAGAAAGACAGACAGAAGAUAAACUGGUUUUAACUGUAAGUAAAGCUAAUGAAAAGCUGCCCGAGUGUGAGUAUUGUAAUACUCACCUAGAUUCCAAGUCAUGUUUGUUCUAUUUAAAGUGUGAACCUGUGUUUGCGAAUGAACUGUUUAGAUAUAGUAAGAUAGAGAAAAAAGAAAAGCCAAAUAUUUGUGUGUGUUGUGACUAUACUACUGAUGAAGAUGAUAGUGAAUCGUAUAUAGAUAAUUCUAAUAAAAAGAUUGUUGCCGGAUGGUUUGGUAAAGGGUAUAGAAAAGGCAAAAAGACUAAAAAAAAGACACUCUAAAAUCAUCCUAUUAACAGUAUUAUUUUUUUUGUAUUUAUUUUGUAUGUGUACCGAUUUGUGUAAUUUUUUUAAUAAACAAUUGACAAUCUAACAGUA